AUGACCAGCCCCCGCCGACAGCUGUGCUGGCGCAACGUUUUUGUGACUUUCGCAGUCUGUACACGGUACCAUGGCGUCUGGCGAGGAGGACGGAACAGUUGAGGAGAAAGAAACCAACAACAAGAAGCGGACGAAAGGCGCCAUCGCAACGGCAUGGCUCACGUUCUACAAUAUCGCCAUGACAGCCGGGUGGCUUGUAUUGGCUGUUGCCAUGGUCCGGUAUUACCUCCAGAAAGGCACCCAUAAAGGCUUGUACAGAAAUAUUGCCAGGACACUUAAAUUCUUCCAGACAUUUGCACUGCUAGAGGUUGGACACUGUGCUAUUGGAAUUGUGCGGACAUCUGUAAUUGUGACUGGUGUCCAAGUAUGUUCUCGGAUAUUCAUGGUUUGGUUUGUUACAAACAGCAUCAGACAGAUUCAGAAUGAGGAGAGUGUGAUAUUGUUCGUAGUAGUUUGGACGAUUACAGAGAUCACUCGCUACUCUUUCUACACUUUCAACUUGCUCAAUCAUCUGCCAUACUUCAUCAAGUGGGCCAGGUAUAACAUGUUUAUUGUCAUGUACCCCCUGGGAGUAAUUGGAGAACUGCUGACCAUACAUGCCUCCUUACCGUAUGUGCGGAGAUCUGGCAUGUAUUCCCUGAGGCUCCCCAAUAAAUACAAUGUUUCCUUUGACUAUUACUACUUCUUGAUCAUCGUCAUGCUGUCUUACAUCCCAUUGUUUCCUCAGCUGUACUUCCACAUGCUACGUCAGAGGAGGAGGGUACUUCAUGGAGAAAUCGUAGUAGAUAAAGAAGAGUAGAAAUAUGAGUAAAAAAAAAAAAACGGCAGCCAUUAGUUUCUGGUCAAAAUAAGAAGCUGAAAACAUUAAAUACAAAUUAAUUCUACAAUUAUUAGUAGAACCUUUCCUAAGGUUCACUACACUUUCCAGCUGUGUUUUGUUUCACAAGGUUGGAAUGACUUCAAACAUCAAAAGAGAUAUGAACCAAUGGACACCCCGGUGUUAUAGGUGAUCACAGAUCUGCACUCCUUAACAUUUUCUGCACCCAGUUAAGACCUGUUUUGAAAAAGAGUCACCAACUAGGAUCUAGCUUUACAAACAAUUAUCUAAACCUAUUGUGAUUUGUGUAAUUAUAUAGAUACUAUGGUAAACUAUUCUGCAAAUUCUAGGUCUUCAUUAUUUUUUCUUUUUUUUUCUAAUUUAUGUUCUUGGACUGAUUAGGGAUUAAUUGAUUUAUUUUACUAUAUCUUAUCUUCUACAUCUAAAUGGUUAAGGUGUUGUUACAAUUGACAGCAAAUUUGCAAAUUAGCUAGAUAGAUAGAUGUAACUAUCAUAUAUCACCCCCCACUACACACACACACACAUAUUUUCAUUAACAACGAAUUGGUAAUAACAGAAAAAAAAAAACGUAUUUAAGAUACAGUAGGAAUACAUUCUUCAAGGGUUUUAUCUGUUUAGUAUUAGUGAAAACUACUGUCAUGAGAAUAUCUAGAUAUCAUAUCAAUGCUCAUAUGUUUAACAAGCUUGCAAAGUCAAAAAUCUGAGACCUGAAAUAUGAGUGUGACUUUGUCCCAACAUGCAGAAGUUUCACAGAAGUUUGGACAGAAUGUUUUAUAUAUAUAUAUAUAUAUAUAUAUAUAUAUAUAUAUAUAUAUAUAUAUAAAAUUUCAGUAUGCACUAUGAUUAUCUUUGUUGCUUCAGUGUUUACAAUCCAAACUAGAGUAAAUAAACUGGAAAACGUUUGUACAGGUAGUGCUAUAGAUAACAACAAUUUUAGAUUGUUUAGAUAUCUGUUGCUAAAACCUUGACUAGCAGACCUUCUGUGUUGUUGAUUUUCUUUUAUCUUUUUUUUUUUUUGUAAGAAACUCUGUUUUUGAGUAGACUGUCUCUCUACGGUGCUACAAUAUUUAAUUCUUCCGUGCAGCUGAGUAGAGAAAAGGGCUGGAUUUAGAGUGAGAAGUGGAGGAAUUGAAAUCGUUAAAUAGAAUUGUGAAGUCUUCAAAUAAACAUUUUCAUGUUAUUUAAUUUAAUGCCUGGAAACUGAACUGAAUGAAUAAAGAUUUUGUGGGGAAAAAAAUGAAUGGAAGAAAGAAAAUGAAAGAAACAAUAAAACAAACUGACAGUA
Messenger RNA from Carassius carassius (crucian carp), 2123 nucleotides. RefSeq names its product 3-hydroxyacyl-CoA dehydratase 1 (gene hacd1). Gene Ontology annotation, biological process: very long-chain fatty acid biosynthetic process; fatty acid elongation; sphingolipid biosynthetic process. NCBI's taxonomy places the organism in Eukaryota, Metazoa, Chordata, Actinopteri, Cypriniformes, Cyprinidae. Gene Ontology annotation, molecular function: 3-hydroxyacyl-CoA dehydratase activity. Gene Ontology annotation, cellular component: endoplasmic reticulum membrane. The record is from RefSeq and is a predicted model, not a curated record. The coding region runs from base 71 to 799 and encodes 242 amino acids. The transcript has 7 exons.